Talaromyces rugulosus is the source of this 1143-nucleotide messenger RNA. RefSeq lists its product as uncharacterized. NCBI's taxonomy places the organism in Eukaryota, Fungi, Ascomycota, Eurotiomycetes, Eurotiales, Trichocomaceae. The record is from RefSeq and is a predicted model, not a curated record. Bases 1 to 1143 code for a protein of 380 amino acids. The transcript has 3 exons.
AUGCCUCAAGUAAAAGAUGGGGUGGAGGACGUUAGCCGCGCCUACGUACUCUAUAUCACUACUACCAUCUUCACCGCUGGCACAUUGAUAACAACCGCCGCACGAAUUGGGACAAAAUUGAAAUGUAAACUGCGACUGGGAAUUGAUGACUGGCUAAUUAUGCUAGGCGCAGCCCUCAACAUCGUGGCCGAUUGCUUCGACUACAAAGCCACCGCAUCUGGUUUCGGUCGCCAUGCUAUGUUCCUCUCUGAAGAAGACUUAAUCGAAGCCGCAAAAUAUUCACAGUUAGCAGUGGGAGUCGCCAACUGGGCCAUCGGAGUUGUCAAACUCUCUGUCUGUUUCUUCCUACUCAACCUCAUCCGCGGCACACACAAGCGAUUCCGCUGGGCGAUCUAUGUGAUGAUAGCCUUGACUUGCAGCUUCACCUUGAUCGGCGCGAUCCUGUGGGGAACGCAGGCACGGCCGCUUGCAAAACUAUGGGAUCCGCGAAUCCCCGGUACUAGAGGUAGUACGGAAGACUUUCUGAUUGUAGUCUAUAUCGUCUACGCUUUCGGCUGCUUUACAGACGUCUUCUACGCUCUAUCACCAGUUUACUUUCUAUGGUCGGUGCAAUUGGAAUGGAAGAAAAAGUUGCCUAUUAUGUUACUGACAGGUGUUGCGAUGCUUGUAGUAGUCGUUGCUGUCCUGAACAUCAUCUUUGCUCGUGACUUUCUCGACCAAGAAGACAUUACGUGGGCUCUCAUCAACGAAUUUGUUUGUGACAUUAUCGAACGUAACUUCUCAACCAUGGUUGCCAACCUCCCAGCUCUGUGGUUGUUGGUGAUGCGCCUGCGCAGAAGAUAUACCACCUAUCAGAGCAAGGGAUCGCAAAACACUCGCUCAGGCUAUUUACCCCCGCGCCUCGCCAUGAGUCACGUUGACCAGCGGUCCACGGUUACUGGUGGCACUGGCAAAGCCCAGGUUAGCACGCACGCAUUGGAUGGUCAUGAAAUGACUGACUUUAGUGAUAAUUCUCAUUUGCUGCGUAACCUGCCGCAAUAUCCUACUGUUGCUGCUCACCGGAUUCAUGUUCAGACUGACGUAGAAGUCCAAGAUGAGCCUAGGAAUGGCCCAAUGCCCCAAGAUGGCAGACUUGAUGUGUAA